Messenger RNA from Gryllus bimaculatus (two-spotted cricket), 1999 nucleotides. NCBI's taxonomy places the organism in Eukaryota, Metazoa, Arthropoda, Insecta, Orthoptera, Gryllidae. The record is from the annotation of a GenBank genome assembly.
AUAAACUAGUGACUAGACAAUAUGAAAAACUCCCCGGAGGUAAACCAGCAAUAAAAAGUUCCCCUUAUGAAGUAAUUACUCGAAUAGGCGAGGCACUAACUGGCUUACAGAUUAACUAAGUUAUUGAAGCUGUUUUUUUUUUUGCAUCACCUACAAUUAUGAAUGUGAAUAUGUAGUUUUAUGAAGUGUGUUAUGAAUGUGUAGUUUUCAUUAGAUAUUUAAGAAAAUGUGACAACUGAGAAAGUAGCUCCACUUCAGACGCUGUUGCUGGCAGAUAUUGUACCGAUCCGUACCUGUGCCAGGUCGUGCCACCCAGAUCACCAAUUCAUUGCGUGAGGGGGUGAAGAGGGCGUACCAGCCAGUGCCACUCCCCAAGUUUCGGGAAAAUGACGCACGAAAGACACGAGCAUCUUUUGACUUCCAUUUCGGGUUCAGAAGCACGCAUUUGAAUUGGGAGCCCGCGGGGGCACAGAGGACAGAGGCAAGUCGAAGAACGGAGGUUGUUUAGUGUGGUAUAGUUUGUCAACUGCAUCGACUGUGUAACAUGGCGGAUAUGAAGCAAGAUCUGAAAACUGUGGAAGAUCAGCAAAAUUACACUCCUAGCAAUAACAGUGAUCCCAAAAACAUGCAAGAAUUAACCCAGUAUGUCCAAACUCUUUUACAAGGAAUGCAAGACAACUUCCAGACAAUCGUUUCAAGUGGUAUUUACUGGAUCAGUGAUAAGAUAAGAGUCAAAUAUGAUUUUUUUUUUGUUGGUAUUAGGAAUUUAGUAGGAUUAUUCAAACUAGACCGAAAUGAAAUGGGCAAUCGUAUUGAUGAUUUGGAAAAGAACAUUGCAGAUUUGAUGACACAAGCAGGAGUAGAAGGGCCAGAAAAGUGAACUGAUUUAUACAAGUGGCUUUAAUAACUUUCAUUUUUUAUGUAUUAUGUGUAUGUAACCUUGUAUCUUGUAAGUAGUAUCAUGUAAGAUUGCAAAAUAAUUAAUAUGAAUGAAUUGGUUCUUAUAAUGCAAGAAGAAAUGGAUUGAUAGAUGCAUUCCUUUUGACAGAUUUUAGAAGUGUUAGGAAAAAUAUGUAUUCCUGCAUGUAAGAUGAUUUAAGCAAUAAUAACUUAUUCUAAAUUUAAUUUGAAUUUUUUUGUGUCUAACGUCAACUGAAAAUACUUUUUACAUCCCCAGAGAAAAAAGGUAUACGUUUUUUCAUAGUAUUAUUACAUAACAAUCAACUAACCUACAGCACCAUACUGAUUUUCAAAAAGAAAAGUAAUGUUUAUUUUAACAAAUUAUUGAUGUAUAUUGAAUUACUUUACAUUUGUAUUGUAUAAUUUUUUUAAAAAGACCUAAUAUAUUUGUAACAAAUAAUGUUCUUCAGCUUCUAGGUCAAUGACACCCAUCUCGGUCAGGUUUUUUGUCCAAUUACCAUGAUCCAUUGAGCAAAUGAUGAUGGCCUCUUGUUUUGCUUCUAGACGUAAAUGUAGCUUCACUAUGCACACAUUUUGUUGAACUCUCCUUUUGCUUGUAAUGGGUAGGAGUAGAGGUAAGGGCGAGUUACUAUUUUGUUAGCAAUGCAGAAAAAUCAUAUCUGCAGUUCGUUUAGCGAUGCAAAUUAAUUUUUCUGCAACUCAGGAUCGCAAAAGGUCUGUUUUCUUUUCAAAUAUUGCCAACUUCACACUUUUUUAAAAUUUAUUUAUUUUAAACUUUUACUCAUCUUUCAAAUAUUUAUGGUUAAAAUGAUGGGAAGGGAUUCUGGAACUCAAGAAAACAUGCACAAUGAUCUUCUCCCCCAUAUGUCACCUACAUUUUUGACUGUUUUUUUUGGCUAAAUAAAUCUAAAUCUAAACUGGUCAUUUAAGAAGAUUUAUUGAAUAUUACUGAACACAUUGAUUAGGUGAAAGCCCAGAAUGUACAAGGGGGAUGCAAAAUAGCUAGGCAUGAAAAUUCAACUGGCUCAAAUGUUUUUGGUUUUAUUGAGUGUAUAAUUUUUAAAUCAAGUUAAAGUAA